AAUGAUCCUCUUCAUAUUUUUUUUUUGGACCCUUCCUAUUCUUCUUCUUUUUUUCUCCCUGCUUCAAAGAACUCUAUAUAAGUCUUUUAAUUACCAAGUACAACUUCAUGCAUGAAACUUUUAGUGAGAAAAAUUAAUAUUCCAUAGUGUUUUUUUAAAAAAAAAAAAUUUAACCAAAGUUUUGUUUUGAUGUCUUCAAUGAACAACUGGCUUGGAUUUUCACUUUCACCACAUGAAGAAGUACUCACAUCACAACAAAGUUCACAUCAAGAAUGUUUUGAUCUCAUGACUUCUCAUCAUCAUCAUCAUCAUCAUGAAUCGACAGUAGUACUUCCUUCUUUAAAUGUUGUACCUCAUGAUAAUACCCCUUUUGGUAUUUUUGAAGCUUUUAACAGAAAUCAUCAUCAUCAAUCACAAGAUUGGAACACUGAUGAUACUAACUACAAGACCACAUCAGAAAUGUCUAUGUUAAUGGGUGGUUCAUGCAAUGGUCAACACCUUGAAAACAAUCAAGAACCACCAAAGUUAGAGAACUUUCUUGGUAUUGGUGAACAAAAGCUUCAACAAGUUUGCAGUAACAACAACAAUAAUACUAAUAAUAACGGGGACUAUAGUAUUUACUAUAGUCCCGCUAGUAAUAUUAUUAGCGAAAAUAACGCUAAUAAUAUUAUAGGUCUUUCAAUGAUCAAGAAUUGGUUGAGAAAUAACCCUAACACCACCACCGUGGCCACGACCACCACUAACCCGUCAUGUCAAGAUGAUAAGAAGGAUAAUGGGGGUGUUAUGGUGGUCGUGGGUGGUGGUGGUAAUGCACAAUCGUUGUCGCUUUCUAUGAGCACCGGUGGUGGUGGUGGAGAGAAUAGUUGCUCAUCUGAAAAUAACAAACAAGAGAUUGUGAAUGGGAAUAAUGGUAGUAUUAUUGAUGGACAAAUAAGUGGUGCAAUUGAAGUAGUGCCAAAGAAAUCUAUUGAUACUUUUGGCCAAAGAACUUCUAUCUACAGAGGUGUAACAAGGCAUAGGUGGACUGGAAGAUAUGAGGCACAUUUGUGGGAUAAUAGUUGUAGAAGAGAGGGACAAACUCGAAAAGGAAGGCAAGUUUAUUUGGGUGGAUAUGACAAGGAAGAAAAAGCAGCUCGGGCUUAUGAUUUAGCUGCACUUAAAUACUGGGGUCCCACUACUACCACUAAUUUUCCAAUCAGCAGCUAUGAAAAAGAGCUAGAGGAGAUGAAGCAUAUGACUAGACAGGAAUAUGUUGCAUCUUUACGAAGGAAGAGCAGUGGUUUCUCUCGUGGUGCAUCGAUUUAUCGAGGUGUUACAAGGCAUCACCAGCAUGGAAGAUGGCAAGCAAGAAUUGGAAGAGUUGCUGGAAACAAGGAUCUUUAUCUUGGCACUUUCAGUACACAAGAAGAAGCUGCUGAGGCUUAUGACAUUGCAGCAAUCAAAUUUCGUGGCCUAAAUGCAGUGACCAACUUUGAGAUCAAUCGAUACGACGUAAAAAGCAUACUUGAAAGCAGCACGUUGCCCAUCGGAGGGGCAGCUAAGCGUCUCAAGGAUGUUGAGCAGGGUGAAAUCGCGUUGGAUUAUCAGAGAGCAAGCCAAGAGAACAUUGUUAAUACUCAUUUGAUCACGAGUGGUUCAGUUGGUAGCUAUGGCGCGAGCCAUUGCUGGCCUAACAUCGCGCUGCAGCAAGCUCAGCCAUUGAGCGCGAUGCAUAGCUACCCUUAUAGCCAACCAAGGGUAUGGUGCAAGCAAGAAGUACAAGAUUCUUCUGAUCAUCUUAAUGUGACUAGUCAAAGUUAUCAAGAUUUUCAUCCACUUCAGUUGGGGAAUGGUCACAAUUUCAUGCAGACCAAUUCAGCUUUGCACAACCUAAUGGGCUUGGAUAAUUCUUCAAUGGACCACAAUAGUGUUGCAUACCAUCAAGGUGUUGGAUAUGCAAGUAAUGGUGGUAAUAAUCAUGGUGUUGGAUUUGUGUUGCCACAUUUGAGUUCAAUUAUACCUCAUCAAGAAAGCAACCAUCAACAGAGCCAAGCAAAUGGUUAUGGUGAGAAUGAAGUGAAGCAAUUGCAACUUGGGAAUGAGAACUUGUUUGGUUACUACAAUUCUCAACAAUCAACAUCCAACGGUUCGAUUAAGGCCAGUCUAUAUGAUCACCAGGAGUCGACUUGUAACAAUUGGAUGUCAACAGCUGUUCCUGUGGCUCUUGCUUCGAGGAGUAACACCAUGGCCGUUUGCCACGGUGCGGCCCCCACUUUCACCGUGUGGAAUGACACAUAGGUCUCACAACACAACAUGGAUUAUGGGGACAUUUAGCUAGCUAGCAAUGGGGUGUAUACAUAACUAAUCUCUGAUCUUUCUUUUUUGGUUCUCUUUUUUGCUGUAAGAUCAACUCAUGAAAGAUAGAGGGUUCCCUUUUUUUA
Messenger RNA from Capsicum annuum, 2420 nucleotides. Its product is annotated as AP2-like ethylene-responsive transcription factor AIL1. Bases 190 to 2277 code for a protein of 695 amino acids. Gene Ontology annotation, molecular function: DNA binding; DNA-binding transcription factor activity. NCBI's taxonomy places the organism in Eukaryota, Viridiplantae, Streptophyta, Magnoliopsida, Solanales, Solanaceae. The transcript is spliced from 9 exons. Gene Ontology annotation, biological process: regulation of DNA-templated transcription. The record is from RefSeq and is a predicted model, not a curated record.